Messenger RNA from Conger conger (European conger), 5823 nucleotides. Its product is annotated as scm-like with four MBT domains protein 1. The record is from RefSeq and is a predicted model, not a curated record. Gene Ontology annotation, molecular function: transcription corepressor activity; histone binding. The transcript has 21 exons. The coding region runs from base 134 to 2755 and encodes 873 amino acids. Gene Ontology annotation, cellular component: nucleus. Gene Ontology annotation, biological process: regulation of DNA-templated transcription. NCBI's taxonomy places the organism in Eukaryota, Metazoa, Chordata, Actinopteri, Anguilliformes, Congridae.
GCCAUAUUGGAAUGAGGCUGAACGAAAAAGCAGACGGAGGCUGCAUCUGAAAUCGACGUGGAAAAACUCAGUACAGAGUAGUGGGCACGUUUUGGCCUGGUGCAGUACCGAGUGACCAUCAGCGGACGCCACCAUGAACCAUGAGCUGCUGGAUUCUGACGCAGGCUCUGGGCAGGACGAAUCCGAGUUCAACUGGGACGAGUAUCUGGAGGAGGAAGGGGCGACGGCUGUACCCCACCACGCCUUCAAACACGUUGACCUGAGCUUGCACACGGGCCUCACUCCAGGCAUGAAGCUGGAGGUGUGUGUAAAGGGUGAGCCCGAGGGCUUCUGGGUAGCCACUAUCAUCACCACCUGCGGGCAGCUGCUGCUGCUGCGUUAUGAGGGUUACCACGACGACCGCCGGGCAGACUUCUGGUGUGACAUCAUGACCGCCGACCUGCAUCCCAUUGGCUGGAGCAGACAGCACGGACGAGAAAUGAGACCUCCCGAGGGUGUACGUGAGAAGCAUGAGAACGUGGAUGCCCUUCUGGAGAAGUCUCUGUCAGAGGGCUGUAGUGCGCCUGCCAAUCUGCUGGAGGGGCCACACAGGGGCAGGAACCCCCUGGACCUGCUAGCCCCAGGUUUGAGUGUGGAGCUGCAGGACCGGGAGGAUGCUGGAACGGCAUGGGCGGCCCAGAUCCAGGAGAAUGUCGGGGGACGACUGCGUCUCCGCUAUGCUGGCACAGAGGGGUUGCCACAGAAGCAGGCCAGUCUUUGGCUAUUCUACCUGCACCCCUACCUGCACCCCCCUGGCUGGGCCAAGGAGCAUGGAUGCACACUAUCUCCCCCUGUUGGACUCCGUGGUCUGCGCAGCGAGGCCCAGUGGGAUGAGGUUCGACAGAGGACCAUCAGUCAAACCGAGGACAGCGACAUCACUGGGGAGCUCUUCAAGGACCAGCAGACCGUCUGUGCUCACUCCUUCACUGAGGGCAUGAAGCUGGAGGCUGUGGAUCCCAUCUCCCCUUUCUGCAUCAGACCUGCCACUGUCACCAAGGUGUUCAGUGACCAGUACUUCCUGGUAACGAUGGACGAUCUCCGGACAGAAGCUGGGGCCACAGGGGCCCGGGGCCCCUCGUUCCUGUGUCACAGGGACAGCAUCGGGAUCUUCCCUGUGCAGUGGAGCCUGAAGAGUGGCCUGCAGCUCGGCCCCCCGCCAGGAUACCAGGGGCAGGACUUUGACUGGGCAGAUUACCUGAAACAGUGUGGGGCAGAGGCUGCACCUGAACACUGCUUCCCCACUGAGCAGUGUGAUCAUGAUUUUAGGGUGUCAAUGAAGCUGGAGGCAGUAAACCCACUCUCCCCCGAACAUAUCCACGUGGCAACUGUCACCGGGGUCAGAGGUCAACACCUCUGGCUUCGGCUGGAAGAGUUGAAGCAGUCAGUUCCAGAGCUAAUUACCCAUGUGGACUCCAUGGAUAUAUUUCCUGUCAGCUGGUGUGAGACCAAUGGCUACUCCCUCCGACACCCCCGUAAGCCUCCAGUUCAGAAGGAGAGGAAGGUAGCAGUGGUCCAGCCAGCUAAGCACAGGACUCUGCCUAGAGCUUCACUUCCUGAUGCCCUGAAACAGCAGGUGAACAGCCAGUCAGAGAACGCCGGUUCUGUGCUUUGGGCUUGUGGCACGACAGGAACAGGGAAUGGAAAGUACACCUGCCCCAAGAUCUACUUCAACCACCGCUGCUUCUCCGGGCCGUACCUGAACAAGGGCCGCAUCGCCGAGCUGCCGCAGUGCGUGGGGCCCGGGAACUGCGUCUUAGUGCUGAAGGAGGUGCUGACGCUCCUGAUUAAUUCCGCCUACAAGCCCAGUCGUGUGCUGAGGGAGCUGCAGCUGGACGAGGAGGCGCGCUGGCACGGCCAGGGGGAGGCGCUCAAGGCCAAAUACAAGGGGAAGAGCUACCGGGCCACAGUGGACAUCGUACGCACUGCGGACCAGGUUGCUCAGUUCUGCAAGAGGACCUGUAUCAAGCUGGAGUGCUGCCCAAACCUGUUUGGACCGAGGAUGGUCCUGGAGCAAUGUUCCGAGAACUGCUCUGUUCUAACCAAGACCAAAUACACACAUUACUAUGGUAAAAAGAAGAGCAAACCUGUUGGACGCCCACCGGGCGGUCACACCAAUCUGGAGGGAGGGAUGAAGAGGCCAGGAAGGAGGAGGAAGCGAAGGAAACACUUCUUCGUCCACAAAAAGAAACGCUCCUCAGCCUCGCUCGACAGCACCCCUGCUGGCUCGCCACAGGGCAGCGGUGAGGAUGAGGAAGAUCUGGAUGAGGAAGACUCCUUGAGUGAAGACUCUGGCUCCGAGCUGCAGGAUGAACAGCAGGACGACUCCGAAGUCUCAGAGAGAAAAUCUCAGCCCCCCUCCCCCACAGAGAAGCCCCGCCCCUCCCGCCGUCGCAAAGCCCGCUCCUCCUCCUACUCUGACGACGAGAACCAGCCUCCCUCGCCCAAGAGCCUACGGGGGGAGGUGCCGCAGAAGCUGCACUUUGACAGCAGCCCACUGGAGUGGAGCGUGACCGAUGUGGUGCGCUUCAUCAGGACCACAGACUGCGCUCCCCUGGCUCGCAUUUUCUUUGACCAGGAGAUUGAUGGACAGGCCCUACUCCUCCUGACCCUACCCACAGUGCAAGAGUGCAUGGACCUGAAGCUGGGCCCCGCCAUCAAACUGUGUCACCACAUUGAGAAGGUCAAGCUAGCCUUCUAUCAGCAGUUUGCCAGCUGAGGGCACUAGAGGCAGGAAAUGGAUACGCUGCAUGAAACAUCUCUGCAUAUACUGGAACCCACAAUUGGUGGCACAGAACAAAGAAACCUCUCCUUCAACAGUAGCAGUGCAAUGUUACCUCUUUCUUUCUGUCAUUUUUAAUUGAUUUGUUGAUCUUUCUGGAGAUGGAAACAUUGUAGUUUGACACUGGCGGCUGCCUCUCUGAUUCAGUGAGCAGGCUCUACAGGAAGUGAUGAGGUGUUUGACUUUGAAUAUACUGUCUCUGGAGCUGGUAUACCUUUUGCUUCCAACAAUUUAACCACAUUGGAGGUAUUAUUGGAGAACGAGGCAUUUCCGAUGUUGGGGAUAACUGUGAUAAGAUGCUCCGUAAAGUUUGGGACAAAUAUGUGUUUAUUUUUUAUUGAUUUGUCUGUGUACUUCGCAAUUGUAGAUUUGUAAUCAAAUUAUUAACGUGUGGUUAAAUUGCACAUGCUCAGUUUUUAUUUGAGGGCAUCACUUUAUGUACACCUUGGUUUCACCACGUAAUAAUUUCUGUGCUUUUUAUAUGGAGUCCCCUCAUUUCAGGCUGGCCAUCUUCAGCUCCUGCUUAUUUUGGGGGCUUUUUCUUCAAGUUUUCUCUUCAGUGUAUGAAAUGCAUGUUCAGUCAGGUGAAUUACUUGGCCAGUCAAUCAUUUUUCCAGUUUUUAGCUUUGAAAAAUUAAUUUCAGUUUGUUCUAGCAGCAUGUUUGGAUCUUUAUCUUGAUGCAGGAUGAAGCACUGUCCAAUGAGUUUAGAUGUAUUCAGUUGAACUUAAGAUAAGAUAAGUACACUUCUGAAUUCAUUCUGCUGCUGCUAUCAGCAGUUAAAUAAUCAGUGUUAACAAGUGGCAGCCAUACAUGCCCAAGCCGUAACACACCCGGCAUCAUGUUUCACAGAUGAGGGGGGGAUGCUUAGGAUCCUUUUGGCCUCCACACUUUGCUCUUGCCAUCAAGUGAAUCUUGAUCUCAUCUGUCUGUAAGACAGAUGUAGCCUCUGUUGUUCUGUUCAUGAAGUGUUCUGCGGAUCGUAGUCACUGACACAUCCCUACCUGCCUCCUGAAAUGUGUUGUGAUCUGUCAGAGAGGUGUUGAGGAAUUUUUCUUCAUUAUAUUGUGAAUUUCGCUGUCGUCAAUCAUUGAGGUCUUCCUUGGCCUUCCAGGCCCUUUCCUGUUAGUGAGCUCACCAGUGCUGUCUUUCUUCUCAAUGAUGCUCUGCACAGUUUUUUUUUCUUAUUUGAUUGCAUCAUCAUGGCUUUCUUGACCUUCAUUAGCCCAUUUCUGGUCCUCAAUAACUCCAGUGGCAAUCCAAAAUUUAGAAUCAAGACUGGAUUCUGAAAUCUCUCGUACCUGCAUUAAGGAAGCAAUUGAACUUGCCUGACUAAUCAGGAACACAUGUGAAGCCAUUUCUCCCAAAUGGUAUGGGGAAUAUAUGUCAAAAUUUCUACAUGAUGAAACCAAAAUGUAUACCCUUUAAUGAAAGAUGAGAAUCUGCACUUUAACCACGGGUGAAUUGUUUGAUUACAAAUGUAAAACUGCAGUACAGAUCCACAUGAAAAGAAAGUCUUUGUCCCAAACAUUAUAGAGUUCACUGUACAUACUUUUGUGUAGGUUUUUUUAAAUCAUGUUUAUAGUUGUAUAUUUUAGGCAUCAUUUCAUCAGUAGAGCCAGGUUUUGCAGCAUGAAUGUAUUAAAACAAUUUAUUCCCUAAGCAAUCUGUGCAUAGACCAUACUACUGUGUCUGGCUGGAAAUUCACAGUUUGCUCAUCAGUAAAAUACUACAGCAUAUGGAUCGAAUAUACUCUGUGGCUGUUUAACGCCCUUUCAGUUAUUAUUAGCAUGAGCAGUAAUUACAAACUAUGACUGUGGAGAAACCAAUUUAAGAAUCCCUUCUUGAGUCAGGUAUUUCCUGCUAACCCACAUCUUGCCAAUGUCCUUGUCAAUGUUCGGACACUUUUCAAAUAACUACAGGGCUAUGCAAAAGUCAUGUGACUGCUAUGCAUUGUCUGCUACAAACAUGCAAAUGAUGUGAAAAUAUUUUCUCAUUGUAGAUUUGUUAUUAAAUUAUAAUGCAAUAAUACAGAUUUUUGAGAAGUUGGAGGUGCACAAUAAGUAGGAUCAAGUAAUGCAGAUUAUCUUGGCUGCAGUGAAAAAAAGAAAAACUAUGUGUCCAGUCUGUUCACAGAGCAUCAUCAUUUCUGUUCAGUUCUGUGUUGCUGCCUGUGUGGAAAGUGCACUUCAUCGAUAUUAUUGUGUUUUGUUUUCUGAGAAUUUGCUGCAUCCUCCCCAUGGUAAGGAUGUCCUAUACUGUCUUCUGUUUAUUGAGUGAUGUCCUUGGCAAGGGAAUAGAAGCACUCAUUUUUACUGCAGGGAAGGUACUACAGAUCAUUUCUAUCAUACAUUUCUAUCUUGUGAAAAACAUGGAUUUGAAUUUUAAAAAGAAAAUAGCUGGUUUUGUAGGAUUUAGGCUUUUACAUUCUCGUUUUGGCAUUUGAAAAAAAUCUGACUGACAUCUCCUGUCUCACAAAUGUCCUUUGGCGUUAAGACCAUUAUCACCACCCAGGAAAUUAUCGAGUGUACAUGCAUCAGCAGACUAGAGAUGAGUCCUAGAUUGUGAUGUGAUAAUUUGGGAUGAGUCCAUCAGAAAGGCACUGGGGAAUGGUGAUGAGUUGGUGUGAAAUGGUCAGGCAGAGUCCCAGCUUGGUGUAGUUAUCAUCCAGAUGCAAGAAGUGCAUACAAUCUUAGUAUGCUUAUUUAUCCAUGGUCAAGCUCUUUCACCCUCGUUGGUUUCUGGGUUCUAGUAUUGCUUGGGCUGAUUAAACCAUGUGGUGUGUUUUAUGCUUUUUUAUUUUGUUAGAUUUUCUUUGUUAAUAGAAAACUCAUCUUCCUAUUGAUUUUCUUCUCUGGUUAAAAUAACAGGGAUUGUGAUAUCAGAUGAACAAAUUCAUUGUUUGACGUGUAUGUAAAUAAUAUUGUAAGUACAUUAAUGGAAUAUGAUUGCUAUUUAAAACGUAAAUAGAAAUUAAUUUUAACAAAAUAAAGUUUUUACAGUGAA